AUGACGAGAACUUGCGGAGCUUUCAGCGAUGCUAGUAGGACCGACUACAGUACAGCGCGACCGCAGCGCCCUUACCGUAAUGGCGUUGACAAGGCUCUCUUCAUCAAUGCAUUUUACACGCACUUUCAUCCGAACCACCCAUUCCUGGUCCCUCAACCAUUCUACAGUACUCAGCAAUACCCAAACGACUUGGAUUAUGUAGUGUGCUUGAUCGGUCAGUUCUACCUUCUUGGUCAGUCUGACGAUGGACAGAUUGACGCCGAAAUACAGACACUAUCUGGGUUCGCGGACGCGCCUGCUACUUUAGCCGGCCUGCAAACUCUUCUACUUUGCUCAAUUGUCCUGCACUCUCUUCAUCGUCCAGAUGAGACCGGUUCAUGCUUGAAGCGUGCACAAGAUAUUACUCAGGAGCUGUUCUCGAAUAGCGCUGCCUGCGCUUCUCUCACAACUGUGGAGGAAGAGAGUACGCGAAGGACAUGGUGGGAGCUGUACACUGUCGAUACUUACUUGGCUGCGUUGCAUCGCCGUCCAGCUUCCAUCAACGAUUCCGACGCCGUCCCUCCUGCUUUACCUGGCGCUACAAAAUUAUACAAGGCGGCGAGCGUGAUCCUAAUCCUCCAUCGCUGGCACAACUGGAGCGAAGAGUUUUCUCUGAAGAUCCCAUUCGAUGAGGUGACUGCAGACGACGUGGAAGCCGUGGAUAACGCUCUUGCCAGCUGGAAACACUACCUGCCCGAAGGAGGUGCGAUGCUUAGCGAAGAUCUCGGCCAUUUGGAUGUACUGUAUUUUCAGGCGCACAGCUUUGUUCACACGGCCCCUAUUCUCAUUCACUUUCCACGGAGCGACCUGCCGGCCAACGUCCCUUCUGCAAAGGAUAUCUUUUGCAUUGCCAACCACCCACGCAGCCUUUCAAUCUGUUCCCAGCACACCAUGAAGGCCAUUGCCGCUUCUAAGGAAAUUGGUAACAUGGCCGCCAUGCCGGUGCCCGCCGAGUUCUUUUCUGCCCUUUUUGUAUGCGCCCUAAAUCUCGCAUGUAUCGUGCAGCUGGCCGCUGGCAUCAAGCACAUCGCCGAUCCUGAAGAUACUUACCUUCAACGGCGAAAUGAUUUUCGAGUCCUAUGGCUCGAGGAAGAUGUGUGGUCCAACCUGACCUGGUCUGACCUGUUCUCGCCGGAAGAAAUGAACCGCCUUAUGGAACAAAGUGAAUCGAGUGUCACACUCUGA
This is a messenger RNA of Neohortaea acidophila, 1224 nucleotides long. RefSeq lists its product as uncharacterized. NCBI's taxonomy places the organism in Eukaryota, Fungi, Ascomycota, Dothideomycetes, Mycosphaerellales, Teratosphaeriaceae. The record is from RefSeq and is a predicted model, not a curated record. Gene Ontology annotation, biological process: DNA-templated transcription. Gene Ontology annotation, molecular function: zinc ion binding; DNA binding. The transcript has 3 exons. The coding region runs from base 1 to 1224 and encodes 407 amino acids.